CUCUCUUUGUUGGAGGAGGUGUUGCUUUGUGUUGUCGACUCCUCUUGCUCAUUGUACUUGGUGUAAAAGGAGUUCACUGAAAGUGCACAAUACUCAGGAAGGAAACGGGUUUGAUAUCCUGACAUAAAUUAGAUUUGAGCAAGGUUUUGAGCUACACGAAAAAAUUGAGACAAGCGAUGAACCCUCUAGCUCAGAUGUAGUGCAGUCACAAAUUUCAUCAUGCAUAGAAUGUCUGAUGAAAGCCACAGAAAUGGUGAAUACAUUGGGUUUAUUCAGUUCAAAUGAAGAGCUGGAAGAAAUCACAACUCUUAACUUAAGAUAUUUAUUAUUACCAGCCUUAAUGGGGGAUCUAUCUAUACGACAAACAACAACAGACCGUAUGACUGCUGUAAAUAGUGCCAAGAUUUAUUUUACAGACUAUUUGGAGAGAUGCCAAGAUUAUGGUUUACAUAAAAAUAAUAUUCCAAACAGUGCUGCGGCAGCACCAUCAUCAUCAAGAAGUUUACAUCAACAGGCAAAUGCAAGAGAAGAGAAAAUCAAACGAUACAAGGAACAAAAGCAGUUAGAGAGCAAACUUAAGGAAUUAAAUAAUAUCAUGAAAAAUACAAGUUCUUCUGUCACAGUUGAUGAUGAAAAACAGAGAGAAUGUAAUAUUGUACUUUUGAAACUUUGGGUUAACAAGGCAUUAGAGCAACUUUCAACAAUUGGAGAUGAGCUACAGAUUCUUGAACAUAUGGCAAAAAUGAAAGCAGGAAAAGUACCAGAGGAACCACCAUCUCAACAGCAAAGAAAGCCAAUGAAACCUAUCUUAAUUACUCGUGAAAUGCUGCAGUCUAAGGUAUUUGGUGCAGGAUAUCCUAGCUUACCAACAAUGUCACAAGAAGAAUAUUUGGAAAAGGAAAUCAGGGAAGGCAAAGUUGUCAUGGAGUAUAACCAAAAUGCACAGGGCCAAUCAGCUUCAAGAGCAGACGGCGAGACUAAAUCAGAUAGCGAUGGUGAUGAUGAAGAUAACCCUGAGAAACUACAGAAAGCCAGAGACUGGGAUGACUGGAAAGAUGAUAACAGACGGGGCUGGGGCAAUCGGGAAAACAUGGGAUGACUGAUAAUAAUGUCCAUAAAAUGCUGCUACCUCUCUAUUGAAUCUGAUGGUCAUCACUAUCAUCAUCAUCAUUGGCAAAUGUUAUGACUAUAGGCAGAAACUAUCCAGGUGGAGGAAGUGGGACAAGCAAGCCACAGUCACUCUGUACUUUGGCUAAGAGUGCAUGAAGGAGUUUCUAUCCAUAACUGAGAAUAUCUGAUUAUCAAUGCAACUGCACACUGUUCUACAUUGCAUUUAUAUGAUUCAUCUGCUGCUGGUUUAAAAAAAUCGUUGGCAAGUUUGAGAUGCCAAUGAAUCAGACAAUAUCUCUAGCCCUGGCUAUGACUGUGUGUAAAAUGAAAGAUAUUGUUUGUAAAAAAAAUAAAAAUAAUAA
Molecule: messenger RNA, 1472 nt
Organism: Nematostella vectensis (starlet sea anemone)
Lineage: Eukaryota; Metazoa; Cnidaria; Anthozoa; Actiniaria; Edwardsiidae
Product: immunoglobulin-binding protein 1
Exons: 13
Coding region: 236-1099 (287 amino acids)
Biological process (GO): regulation of dephosphorylation; regulation of signal transduction
Cellular component (GO): cytosol
Molecular function (GO): protein phosphatase 2A binding
Source: RefSeq, a predicted model, not a curated record